AAGGAAACCUUCCUUUAUGGAUUUGCCAGUGCUUUGUUCACCUGCCAGCAUCCCCAAAGUCAGUGACCAUUUACCUGUGUACUAAGGCAUUGUGCUAAGUUCUGGGCAUACAAAGAAAAGCAAAAGGCAGUUCCUACCCACCCAGAGAGUUCACAGUCUAAUAUGGGAGAUGACAGGCAAACAACUAUGUACAAACAAGAUCUCAGAGGGGAGGCACAAGCAUGAAUGGGGAGUGAAAAAGACUUCUGUAGAAGCUGGGAUUUUAGCUGAGACUUGAACCCAGGAGUUGGAUGCAGAAGAGAAGAGAGUCCCAAGCAUGGAGAACAACCAGUAAAAGUGCAAUCUUGAGUUGGGAGUGCUUUGUGUGAAGAACAGGAAAUAAGCCAGAGGACUGGAUUUCAGAACCAUGGAGAGAGUACCUUUACAAGUACACCCAAGAAGAUCCAGCCAGUGACAGAAGCAUCAGUUAAACAAGAGAGCAAUGAGGACAGUGAUGAAGAUGAAAGUGAGGAUGAUUGGGAGGAGGUUGAAGAACUUAAAGAGUCUGUGCCAGAAGAAAUGGGAGAGACCACAGCCUCCUUAAAACCAAUUCUGUCUACCAAACCAGUGGAGAUAGAGAUUGAAACUCCAGAGCAGGCAAAGGAAAGAGAGAGAAGAGAAAAAAGGCAGAUAGAAUUUGAGACAUAUCUUCGGAGAAUGAUGAAACGCUUCAAUAAAGAAGUCCAUGAAGAUACACAUAAGGUGCACCUGCUUUGCCUGUUGGCAAAUGGUUUCUUUCGGAAUCACAUCUGUAAUGAGCCAGAUCUCCAGGCCAUCAGCCUCUCCAUCAUCCCAGCUCACUUUACCAGAGUGCUUCCUAGUAAAGUGGAUGUCCCUUACCUUUCAAACCUGGUAAAAUGGUUUAUUGCGACAUUUACUGUCAAUGCAGACCUUUCCACAGAUGAUCGAGACAACCUGCAGUCUACCUUAGCAAGGCGUUUUGCUAUUUAUUCAGCACGAGAUAAUGAAGAAUUGGUCCAUAUAUUUUUAUUGAUUCUACGGGCACUGCAGCUUCUGACUCGGCUGGUGUUAUCUCUGCAACCUAUCCCUUUGAAAUUGCCAGCUACAAAGGGCAAGAAAAACAGCUCCCUGAAGAGUUCUGGAAGUUCUUCUCAGCUCCCUAGCCAAAAGUCCCAAACCCAAAUCAGAUCAAAGACCAACAUGGGACAAAUGGCAGCCUCCUCUAAGAAGAGAGAAGAAAGCAAAAAAACAGAGCCUCAGAAGGCAGCAGUGGGCAGAAAAAAACAUGCACAGUCUUUUCCUAGUAAGAAAGAAGACAUGGUGACAGAGGAAGAAGGUACCCAGAAACCUGUAAGGGAAAGAAGGAGAACUUCAAAGGUAUCCUACAAAGAGGAGAGUGGGAGUGAUGGGAGUGAAAGCAGCUCUGAUUUUGAACUCUCCAGUGAGGAUGACAGUCACUUAUCUAAUGAGGAUUCUCAGCCUGGCCCUCAGAGACCAAGGAGGCCACCUCUAUCCCAGAAGACAAAGGCAGCAUCCAAGAGCAGCAGGAAGAAAAUCAGCUCAUCAGCAAAGAAUAAAGGAGGUGGCAGACAGCCCUGUACCCUUCUGGCAGCAUCUCCAGAGGCCACAGGCACCAGGAGGGGCAAGAUCAUUUCUAGUGAUGAAGAAGAAGAAGAAGAAAUUGGGAAAGCAGUUGGUGUGGAUCAGUGGCUAGAAGUGUUCUGUGAGGGGGCAGAUAAGUGGAUAUGCCUAGACUGUGUACAUGGCGUGGUGGGCCAGCCCUUGACCUGUUAUAAAUAUGCCACCAAGCCUUUAUCUUACAUUAUUGGUAUUGACAAUGAUGGUUGUGCCCGGGAUAUCACACAGCGCUAUGACCCAUACUGGAUGACAGCUACCCGAAAGUGCCGUGUAGAUUCAGAGUGGUGGGCUGAGACCUUGAGACCCUACCAGAGCCCUUUUGGGGCAAGAGAAGAUAAAGAAGAAAUGGAGUUUCAGGCAAAGCUACAGGCCCAGCCCUUACCAACUGCUAUUGGCAUGUAUAAGAAUCACCCUCUUUAUGCCUUGAAAAGACAUCUCCUGAAAUACGAGGCCAUAUACCCAGAGACUGCUGCUAUCCUUGGGUACUGUCGUGGGGAAGCUGUGUAUUCUAGGGACUGUGUUCACACUCUACACUCAAAGGAUACCUGGUUGAAGCAAGCAAGAGUGGUCAGGAUUGGGGAAAUUCCAUAUAAGAUGGUAAAGGGAUAUUCCAAUCGUGCCCGGAAGGCCCGUCUAGUGGAUCCCCAGUUCCGGGACCAAGAUGAUUUGGCUCUCUUUGGCCACUGGCAGACAGAGGAGUACCAGCCACCCGUGGCAGUGGAUGGGAAGGUCCCUCGGAAUGAAUUUGGAAAUGUUUACCUCUUCUUGCCCAGUAUGCUGCCCAUUGGCUGUGUCCAGCUCAAACUGCCCAACCUGCAUCGAGUGGCUCGAAAGCUGGAUAUUGACUGCGUGCAGGCUAUCACUGGCUUCGACUUCCAUGGUGGCUACUCGCAUCCUGUAACAGAUGGGUACAUUGUGUGUGAAGAACACAAGGAAGUGCUCUUGGCCGCCUGGGAAAAUGAACAAGCACUCAUUGAACAAAAGGAGAAAGAGAAAAGAGAGAAGAGAGCCCUAGGGCAUUGGAAGUUACUGGUGAAAGGACUCCUCAUAAGAGAGAGACUGAAGCGGCGCUUUGGUGACAAGGGCGAGGCCGCUGCAGCACCCCCAGAAGGAGGAGGAUUCUCAUCAGAUGAGGAAGGGACCAGCUCACAGGCAGCAGCCAAAAAUCUGGCUGCCUCCUGGCCCCAAAACCGAGAAACAGAAGAGCAGCAGAAACUGAGAGGAACGAGGAAGACGAAAAGGGAAAAAAGAGAGGAAGUCAAGCACCUGUUCCCUUUUGAAAAGUUGUAAUUCUGAGCAAAUGGCUCCCCCUCCCACCAUGGCCAGACGUUCCUCUGACUGCCCUGAAUCAUGGCAGUUAGGCAGUAGCUCUUGAGGUUUAAGUUGAGGAAAGGAAGAGUUGGUUCCAGAUCAACAGAGAUGGCUUAAGUGUGCUGCAGGACUGCUCCUUAGGCAGGGAUUCAGCCUUCACUUAACCCCUAAGCCAGUGAAGGGCAAACUUUUUAAAGAUGGGGCCAAAGCAAAGGAAAUGCUCCUC
Molecule: messenger RNA, 3175 nt
Organism: Gracilinanus agilis (Agile Gracile Mouse Opossum)
Lineage: Eukaryota; Metazoa; Chordata; Mammalia; Didelphimorphia; Didelphidae
Gene: XPC
Product: XPC complex subunit, DNA damage recognition and repair factor
Exons: 15
Coding region: 559-2928 (789 amino acids)
Biological process (GO): nucleotide-excision repair; mismatch repair
Cellular component (GO): XPC complex; cytoplasm; nucleus
Molecular function (GO): single-stranded DNA binding; damaged DNA binding
Source: RefSeq, a predicted model, not a curated record